AGGCUGCGAACGGAACGGCGAGAGCCUCGUCACUUCGAGCUCCAGAGUACAUUGCGUGUGUGACGUUGAGGCAGAGGAGUAGCAAGGAGUUUUUCUUUUGGCGGGAGUGGAAAUGACAGUAUCUUUUUUGAGUAAGGAAUUAGGUUAAGGCACGACCACAACUAACGAAAACGCACUCUAAUCGAGUUCAUUUGUUUGAGAUCGGUUUGGUACCUGGCGUUAAAAAGAAUUCUCGUAUCAAUAUAGUCCCAGUUCAUUCCUGUCCGCGUGAGAAAAAAAGAGUACCUGCCUUUGCCGAGCAGGCGAUCACGAACCAAUCCUAGGCCUUUUCCUCGUCUGCGUCGCCGACAGUCCCGAAAAAGCGCCAACAGAGAGCGAAACGAGAUCCCUCCCACGAAACAUCCCGAAACGAAAAAAUGCCCUUCGAGAAAAACGACGCCCACGACCUCCUCCCUCCUCAUACGACCUCGACACCACGCCCAACGAAGGAGCGACACGCCUAUUCCCCUGAUGCCACAGCGAAGAGAGACGUCUGGGCGUGGCAGAGACCCCAAGGAGGAGGGUCCAGCGACGUCGAACCCCGCCCCGCGCGACACCGAGGAGGACGUGAGGGCGCGCUGGUCCUGGUCGCCCUCCUGCUGCUGGCCAGGCCUCUGCUCGCUCGCGCCGGGAGAGAGCGGCUGCUGACGUGCGUCUGCAACACGAAGGAGUGUCAGCACGAAGGCACCGCCACCUGCCGCACGAAGGCCCACUGCUACUCUCAGCGGUGGGAUCAGCGUGAUGAUUCGCAGCCCAUCGUCAGAGGCUGCAUGGCUGCUGGUUCCCUCUUGUGCAUGAACCAGCGCCCGAGAGGUCAUAACGGGUCAUGGCCCUUCCUGAACUGCUGCGAUACACACAAGUGCAACCGGGACGUGUCGCCCACUCUGCCGUCGAACGUCCUGACCCUCGCGCGUCGCCAGGAAGCUGUUACUCAGAGUCAGCCCAAUUCCCUGGAGCGCCUCGGAGUGUCCAGCGUCGAGGAAUUCCGCAAGAAGUAUGACCAGGGCAGCCCCGAGUGUGACCAGUCCAAGCUCACCAUGUUGUACCUCGGCGUGACCGGGGCCGCCCUCAUCCUCAUGGUCAUCAUCACGGUGGUGGGGUCCUUCAUCCUUCUGAGUUAUAGACGGAAGUAUGUCCGAGCCCCCUGUGGUCCCCCGGAGACCCCCCGUGAGAAGAACCAUCAUAUACCGCUGUUCCUUCAGACAAAUGCCUAGCGUCUGUUGCAGUUUUCGGCUUCCCUUGAAUCGGCUAGUCUUAACACUCCAUUUGAAUUCUGCUUUCUCUUAGGCACUGCAGAGAUGCAUAUUAUUAGUAAAAGUUCCUAUUAAUGAUAAUGAUAAGAAAUGAGAAGGUCCAUGCUAAUGAAUGGUUUAUUUGUAGAUAUAUUUUAUACUGAAUAGUUGAUGAGUACAAAUCUGUGUGGUGUGUUUUUAGAAAAGAAAUGUGCUUUAUUAAAAUGGUAGAUAUGCAA
Penaeus vannamei (Pacific white shrimp) is the source of this 1510-nucleotide messenger RNA. RefSeq lists its product as uncharacterized. Gene Ontology annotation, cellular component: membrane. Lineage: Eukaryota; Metazoa; Arthropoda; Malacostraca; Decapoda; Penaeidae. Gene Ontology annotation, molecular function: transmembrane receptor protein serine/threonine kinase activity. The record is from RefSeq and is a predicted model, not a curated record.